AUGGCGACCAGUUCCAAAAUCAUCACGGAGUUGGAGGUAUGGUCUCCCCUUCUCUUUUUGAGUAUUCAUCUCACCUCAGAAGGCUUCGAGCUCGACUUGAAUGAGCUGCGUCUUGUUCAAUUCCAAGAUUCCGAGCCGGUCUGGAUAACAGAGCAACAAAAACUUUACGCGAAGAGUUUGGGGAUGGAGUAUCUCGAUGUCACGAAUCUGCCCCCCAAUUUUGGCACGCUGUUUGAAAAGCGGCGUUAUUCCUACCCCACCCCCAACUCCACCCUCGUCGCGAGCAUUCUACCACUGAUUUCCAUCGAGGAGAUGCGCGUUAAUUUGGAGUACUUUACCGGUGCCUUCGAGACGCGCUAUUACAACUCGGAUUCAGGGAAGGCUAGCUCGGAGUGGUUAUUGAAGAAGAUCCAAGAAUAUACCACGCAGCUGGCGACCCCCCAAGUACAGCGAUUGGUAACAGUGAAGCCUUUCAAGCACCACUGGAAGCAGACGUCCGUGAUUGUUCACAUUCAACCGAGAGAACCUAUCGACGACGGGAUUACUGUUAUUGGCGCACAUUGUGACAGUAUUAACCAAGAGAAUCCUUUUCUUCCAGCUCCCGGUGCGGACGACGACGGCUCUGGCACUGUGACUAUUCUCGAGGCAUAUCGAGCGCUCUUGAUCAGCGGUUACAUUCCGACCUCGCCUCUCGAGUUUCAUUUCUACUCUGCCGAAGAGGGCGGUGGUCUUGGAUCGCAGGACAUCGUAGCUUCGUAUGAAGCCGCCCGCAAGGAAAUCAAGGGGAUGCAGCAAUACGAUAUGACCGCAUGGGUCGCCUCAGGCACCAGUCCAGUCGUCAAUGUUGUAACGAGUGGUGUCGAUGCAGCUCUAUCCACGUUUCUCUGCCAGCUUGUUGAUCGAUACCUUGAUAUUCCAUGCGUCAGAGAAUCCAAAAGGAAGAACGCUGGUAGUGACCAUUUGCUAUGGAAUCGCGCUGGGUACCAGGCUUGUCAUGCGGCGGAGGGGUUAAUGGGCAAUGAGAACUACGACAACAUACAUACCGCCCAAGAUCGAAUCGAUGUUUCUCCGGAAUUUUCUUUCGAGCAUAUAAAUGAGUUCGCCAAGCUUGCUGUAGCCUUUGCUGUCGAGCUCUCUAGUUGA
Molecule: messenger RNA, 1143 nt
Organism: Mycena indigotica
Lineage: Eukaryota; Fungi; Basidiomycota; Agaricomycetes; Agaricales; Mycenaceae
Product: Peptide hydrolase
Exons: 9
Coding region: 1-1143 (380 amino acids)
Biological process (GO): proteolysis
Molecular function (GO): metalloexopeptidase activity
Source: RefSeq, a predicted model, not a curated record